Molecule: messenger RNA, 1595 nt
Organism: Suillus paluster
Lineage: Eukaryota; Fungi; Basidiomycota; Agaricomycetes; Boletales; Suillaceae
Product: major facilitator superfamily domain-containing protein
Exons: 17
Coding region: 112-1542 (476 amino acids)
Biological process (GO): pantothenate import across plasma membrane
Cellular component (GO): plasma membrane
Molecular function (GO): pantothenate transmembrane transporter activity
Source: RefSeq, a predicted model, not a curated record
AAGUACUCUAACCGCCAGCAUGGAGUCCGUUGAUCCUAUGCACCUGAUUAGCCUACUUAUCUUCUUGUCUCGUCAUCGAAAGUCUGACUUCAAAGCCGACCGUCCUGCGAGAUGCGUUGGCAGGCUGUCAGGCAGUUCCUCUGGGGGGAGAUACCCUCUUCAAGGUUGGAGCGGAUGCUUCUCUUGAAAUUAGACUGGUUCAUUUUGUCAUACUGCUGUCUAAUGUAUUUCACGAACUACCUUGAUCGAGCAAAUGUAAACAAUGCGUAUGUUUCCGGAAUGAAGGAAGAACUCAAUAUGCAGGGAAAUGACUUCAAUAAAAUUAAUACCAUUUUUACGUGUGGCUACAUUGUCGGAAUGAUUCCCAACAACUUGAUGCUCCAGAUCGUCCCUCCAAGAGUAUGGUUUCCAUCAAUGCAGAUAGUGUGGGGUGUGCUCACCUUCUGUUCAAGUAGCGUCCAGAACGUCCAACAGCUGUACGCUAUCAGAUUCUUCCAAGGCAUAUCAGAAGCAUCGACCUUUGUAGGCACCCACUAUAUUCUUGGAUCUUGGUAUAAGCCUGGGGAGCUGGGUAAACGCUCAGGAAUUUUUACAAGUUCGGGUCUUGCUGGAACACUGUUUUCUGGUGUGCUUCAAGCAGCCGUUUACCAACAUCUUGGAGGCGUCGGCGGAAGAAGCGGAUGGCGGUGGCUCUUCAUCAUCGAUGGUGUCAUCACGCUCCCAAUCGCGCUUUACGGCUUUCUCGUUUUCCCCGAUGUGCCGUCGACCACCAAAAUAUUUUACCUCAGUGAAGAGGAACGGGUUCUCUCCCAAACCCGUCUUGACUCUGAUGUUGUCCAUCAUGGUCUCUCUUGGGAUCUCGCUAAGAGAGUGCUUAGCCGCUGGCGUUGGUACGGGUGCAGUCUCCUCUUCGCCGUCUCAGGAGAAACUGAAAGUUUCGGCUCCAACAAUUUAAUGGGCCAAUGGCUGUCUGCCAUCGGCGGUUAUACCGUCGAGCAAGUCGAUUACUAUCCAAGUGGAGUCACAGCUUUCGGUAUUGCAUCCACGCUCGUCUGCGCUACCUGGACAGACUAUACGCGAGCAAGAUGGCCCGUACUCGUGUACAUGUGCUUCUGCUGCACAGUCGCUGCGAUCUGUAUCCUUGUGUGGAGUACUCCAACGGGAUUGAAAUUCUUCGCGUAUUAUUUCGCAGGAGCCGCGUAUUCCGGACAAGCUACCACGUUUGCUUGGGCAAACCAGAUAUGUGCAGAUGAUUAUCAAGAACGUGCUAUUGUGCUUGCCUCCAUGAACAUGUGGAACAACGCAGUCAACGCCUGGUGGCCACUCCUCUUUUACCCUGCCACAGAUGCGCCUCGCUUCAAAAAGGGCAUGAUCGCCAUGAUUUGCACCUGUGCAGCGACAUUGGGCGUGACUUGGCUGGUAUGGUAUUUAGAGCGGAGAGAGCACCGUUUGGCAGAAAGGAAAGUCGUAGAGGAUGCAGACCAGAUGAGAGAGGAGAGCGCGAGCCCCACCGAAACACACAAGCCGUUGAAGGGGGAGUAGUAACAAAGGUUAUUCAUUGUGCUUGUCACACGAAAACCAUUCAAUAUAACAGU